This is a messenger RNA of Trichobilharzia szidati, 1542 nucleotides long. NCBI's taxonomy places the organism in Eukaryota, Metazoa, Platyhelminthes, Trematoda, Strigeidida, Schistosomatidae. The record is from the annotation of a GenBank genome assembly.
GAAUGGACAUAUUUGUAGAUGAGGCUAGUAAAAAUUCACGUUAUGAAAAAGUUUGUUAUCUUGGUGAAGGUCAAUUCGCUAAUGUAUUUCUUGCACAAGACAACAAUAGAAAUGGACAGUUAGUUGCAAUUAAAAAGGUGAAUAAUAUCUGCAUUGUGAUCAUUUUUACUAUUACUUAUUAUUAUUACUGUUGUUAUAAUGUAUACAGACUACAUAGAAGCUGUAAUAAAGCUUUAAUAGCGUGACCAUCGAAAAAAAAACACCGCUGGAAUUUACGUAAACUCGGGGGAUUGGUGGUGGUGAAAGCAGGUCCUCGUUGGGUAUUGGCUGAUGGUAUGAAUUUAUCAGCUAUACGUGAAAUUAAAAUACUCAAAGAAAUUGAUCAUCCAAAUGUUCUCAGCUUACUCGAUGUUUUCAGUCAAGAUAGAUGUAUAUGCUUAGUGUUUGAUUUUAUGUCAUCGGAUUUAGAGGCAUUAGUUCACGAUCCAACAGUCAUUUUAAUACCAGCACAUAUCAAGGCUUUAAGUCUACAGCUUCUUCGUGGCGUAGAAUACUUACACUCUAAUUGGAUACUUCAUCGAGAUUUGAAACCGAACAAUCUGUUUCUUAGUUCACAGGGUAAAGUGAAAAUAGGCGAUUUUGGUUUAGCUCGUCAAUUUGCUAAUUCACCAAAACGACCAAUGACACAUCAAGUGGCUACUCGUUGGUAUCGUGCUCCUGAAUUAUUCUAUGGUUGUACAUCUUAUGGUGUUGGUAUUGAUAUAUGGGCAGUUGGUUGUAUUAUAGCUGAAUUUUUACUCAGAACUCCACUAUUCCCAGGCGAAUGUGAUUUAACUCAGUUAGCAAAAAUAUAUGAAAUAACUGGAACCCCUAACGAUGAAUGUUGGCCUGAUGUCUAUCGUUUACCAAAUUAUGUAAAAUUUGAAACACGACGCGGGAUCCCCUUCUCACAGAUAUUCACAGCUGCUAGUACAGAAUUAAUAACUUUACUAGAGACGCUAUUACAUUUAAAUCCAGAUUGUCGAGGAACUGCAUCCACCGCCUUGAAAUCACCGUAUUUUACAUCGAAACCAUAUCCUACACCAGAAAGUGAAUUACCUCAGCCUAAAGUGAAUCGAACUGUCGCCACUCUAUUGCAUCAACAUGAACAUCAACGUGGACUGUAUAAUCCAAUUGAUCCAGGUCUGGCGAAAUCUACACCAUCUGAUAAAAAGAUACCUAGUCCGAAUUUAGAAGCAAUGGAUAAGGAUACACCAUUUGUAAAGAAACGUAAAAUGACGACUGCUGUAAGAGAAGCUGAAUUCGACAGUCCAUCAAUGCCUACUAAACGGAGACAUUUGUAAAAAACAAAAUGUACAUUUUGACUUUUUUGUUUUACUGUAUAGGAUGACUUUAAACAACACACCGUACCGCAUACUACCUCCCAGCCUCUCCUGACAGUAGUAGUAACCUUCUACUUCCUUUCUAAAGGUUUCUUGUACAUUAUUAUUCAGUUUGUUGUAUUUUAAAACAAAAAUAGACAAAUGAUUUGAAUGCUUCGAA